This is a messenger RNA of Cyprinus carpio (common carp), 2188 nucleotides long. RefSeq lists its product as uncharacterized. Gene Ontology annotation, biological process: protein refolding; response to heat. The record is from RefSeq and is a predicted model, not a curated record. Gene Ontology annotation, molecular function: protein folding chaperone. Lineage: Eukaryota; Metazoa; Chordata; Actinopteri; Cypriniformes; Cyprinidae.
UCAGAUAUAUUCAUUUAUUUAAAAGCAGCAUCAGUCUUCACCAUAAAGUCUUACAGUGCAACUCAGCCUAAUGUUGGCCGUUUGGUCUCCAGUGGUAACAAGACAAUUUAAAAACCGGUCUGAACCUGUCCUGUCUGCAGUAUUUGAACCCAUGCUGGAUGGAUUAUUAGCACAGUUGUGCAUCACAGAUAUUGCUCUGCCCAUACUGUAUAAGUUUGGAAUAACAAGCAUCUUUAUAAUUACACUGAGUGAAAUAAUAUUCUUUUAUAUAUUUUUUAAUCAUAUUGCACACCAGGCACAGACUCCCAAUGUUCAGUAUAUUAAAUAGAACCUGAACACAACAAUAAAGUGUUGAGCAAAUAUAAUUGUGCAGUCAGCUGUACGCCUCUAUAGUCGGCGGCACUGAGAUUAAUAAGGGUGAGGUGGCUGCACUGGGCACAUUAAAGAAAAUCCCCUGUGCACUCUUUCAUUCAGAUUCCUGGAAAUAAAGUUAACAAGCACUUAGACACCUUCACAACCUCUAUGUAGACACCUCAACACUUUAAUAGUUUCUACAAUACCAUUAACGAUUAGUUCAAUAAAAAGCUGUUUGCCUGUCAAAGGCUAAGCAGGACGUUACUUGUCCGUUCUCAUCAAACAGCUAUUUGUUGCUUCCAUUUUAGAUCUAUAAAUAUCCUUAAUUAGCAUCUCCCAUAGAGCCCCUCCACCCGUCCAGCAGCAGAUUGAAAUACCUAGCCAUCACUUCAUUCCUACAUUCUCUUCUGGUCGCAUCAUGGUUAGUGCUUAGUAAGUGCUAAAACACAAGGACGCUAUAUAAACAGUGUCUGCGAUGUCUGCCGGUCACAUUUGGGUUUGCCUUCAUUGCGCAGUGGUCUCAUUUUUGUAUAGUUAGUGCUUCUUUAGUCAUACUGUGGCUGGAUCUUCCAAGGCAUUUUUUUUCCUUACACUUUUCGAUUUUCUCACUAUGGCGGAUGCUAUCAAGUCACCAUCCAGGCCUCAAUAUUGUCAUGAUGUAUCUUGGAAUCCCCUGAGCUACAGAUGGCCUAGCGUAAUCUUUAACCAACAUUACGGCCUGCCUCCGUUAUUGGACCCUCAAGACCUCAGCUGGAUGGAAGGCAUCUUUAGAAGGCUGGGGACAUCAUCUUGGCCCGGGUACUUGCGGACACCCGUGUUCGCUCCCUUCACUCAGGCCCCAGGACAGCCCAUGUCUAAGCUGCAGAGGGAGAUGAGUGGAGGGGUGUCGGAAGAAGCUGGUGAGAUGUGCAAGUGGAAAAUUAGCUUGGAUGUCAAUCACUUCGCUCCCUCUGAGAUCACCGUUAAAAUACAGGAUGGAUUUUUGGUAAUUGCAGGAAAGCAUGAGGAAAGACAAGAUGAGCACGGCUACAUUGCUAGAUGUUUCACAAGAAAAUACACACUUCCAGGUGGUGUUGAUGCUGAAAAUCUCCAGUCGCGUCUGUCCGUAGAUGGGAUCCUUACAGUGGAGACACCAUUACCCAGCAUUCCCCUCCCUGCUGAUGUCAAUAUCCCCAUCCAGGUGGAGGAAACCGCUGGAGGGAAACAAGAUGCUGAUGAGCCUCAAGUUGAAGCAGAAGCUAAACCGGAAUCAUUUGAAGGAGAAACGCCUGAACCCUCAGUCUCAACUGAGCUUCCUGAGAGUGGACAGAUCACCGAACAAGACCAGCAGACUGUAUCUGAUGUAGAUCCAUCUAGAGAACCACAACCCCAGUCCAUCUCAGAAGCUACACCAGGUACCACUGAGUCUGAAAGAGAGCAGGUCGGUGAACCCGGAGAGGAAGACAAAGAAGGUGCUUUUCAAGAGGCGGUUGAGGGCACCGAGCGAGAGGGAGAGCAAGUCCAUGAGUCUGCAGACAAGCCUCAGGCUCCAGAGACUCCAGACACCAUCACCUCCGAGCAAGGAGAGCAGGCAGAGGUCACGCAGCCUCAAGAAAUGGAAGGUGAAGAAGGAUAUACAGAACCUGCUGUUACAGAAGAUGAGCAAUCAACCUUUGGGCAAACCCAGGAGGUCUUCAAGCCUCAGCAGGUGCUUCAAAAGGAAAUGGAUGAAGGCAAAAUGUAAGCUACAAGAUAACAACAUCCCAGCUCUUUCCUUAGCCUCUUAAAACCCAUAAAUAUUUUAGAAUUUACUGUAACAUGCAUCUUCUUAGCACUAAUAAAGACCUGAGCAAGA